UGUCCCUUUUAAAUUUUUUUGUCUUUUCUGUAGUUCUUGAAGUACAGCAGCAACAGGACUUUUAUAAAGAUGAGAGUAUUUGAAAUGGUCAACUAUAUAAAUUGGGUUUAUGCACCUUUGAAUAUUCGUUUAGCAUUGGUUGGCGUAGAAAUUUGGUCCAACGGAAGUAAGUUUGUGGUCAAUGCAUCAGAGGACGAUAAUUUGUACUCCUUUUCAGCAUGGAGAAAGUCAAUUAUGCUGACGCCCAAAAGGAAUGACAACGCUCAGUUACUCACGGCUGUUGACCUAAGUGGAGGAACCGUAGGAUACUCUUUCAUUGGCAGAAUGUGUAGCACUCGGAGAUCUACAGGAAUUGUUCAGGAUCAUGCCAAACAUGCAUAUUUUGUUGGGGCUACAAUGGCUCAUGAGAUCGGUCAUAAUCUGGGCAUGAACCAUGAUGCAAAUUCUUGUACUUGCACGAAAGGCCCAUGCAUUAUGGCUGCUAGUGAAGGCCACGAACUACCCAAGCAGUUCAGCUCUUGUAGUUUACAGGAUUAUCAGGAAUUUAUGAUCACUAAGACCCCACAAUGUCUUAUCAACAUCCCCUUCAACACAAGUAUUGUUCAAGAUGCAGUUUGUGGGAAUUACUUCGAGGAGAAGGGAGAAGAAUGUGACUGUGGCUCUCCAAAGGUAAGAUUUUAUUGAAUGAAUAAGGAUAAUUCCAAGACGUUUCUCAAAAAUGGGAAUCCUUGCCAAAUCAUCUGGCUUUCUAAGUGGUAUCCAAGAGGUUGGUUUGUGAGUAGCAUAGGCGUACGUCCUCAAUGUACAUGGAUGUGUGAAUUGGUUUCUUGGAUUUGGGAAGCCAGUUGUAGAGGUAAAGACUUGAUACCUUGCUACUCAGUUGGGAAGACAAUGCAGUUUUAAAAAUGGCUGAUUUAUCACUGCAACAAUAUCCUUCCCUGCUGAAAACCUUUACUUUGUUGACAGGGUCACAUUAUGUGUCUCACUGUUUUCUUGAGCUGCUUCCUACAGCUUAACCUGUGGAAGCAAUUGGGGCAUGGCAAGCAUCUUAAGAGGAUACCUCCCACCCAUUUUCUCCCCACUCUAAAGAUAAAUGGGGAGAAACAUAUUUCUAGGCAUGAAAGACUCUGUUAUCAUAACCUUACAAUAAGAUAAUGUUAAUACUCAUGGUUGGUGAAUCUUUUCUGGCCGACUUCAGAGGCUGACAUCCUGAGUAGAAAAUGGCUCAGAAUAAGGAAGAAAUUUGGACUGCAGGUUAUGUGGCCUUCACAAUUCGGAGGUAAGGAUAUUUUUAUUUGUUUUAUUUUUUCACAUAGGAAAUAUCAGAUGGUUCAUGUAGCUCUGCCAUCAUCUAUUUGCAAUAACAAACCCCCAGGCUGCUCUUUGUCACAUUCUUUGCCAGCAUGGACCCAGGAAAUACAGGAAAGAAAUAUCCUAUUCCUUGGCAGUUUCCCUCUUCAAAAGAAACCAAUUUGAAGACACCAGGAAGCAGUGGCAGAUUAAGGCUCACGGGUGCCCUGAGCACUGACAAAUCUUGGUGCCCUCUUCCUUUGUACAAAU
Thamnophis sirtalis is the source of this 1560-nucleotide messenger RNA. The record is from RefSeq and is a predicted model, not a curated record. Lineage: Eukaryota; Metazoa; Chordata; Lepidosauria; Squamata; Natricidae.